AGCAGCCAUGGAAGAGCCUGCAGCUCCCUCUGAAGCCUCUGAGGCACCUGGGGCAUCUGCGGGUGCCGAGGCAGCAGGGGAGGGUGCAUCUGGGCCUUCCCUCCGAACGCGCCCGGUCUUCCGGCAAUUUUCAGCUGCAGGUCCGGCCCCCCUCCGCGCGUCACGUCUGAGGCCUGCCCAGGCUGCAGGGGGAGGGGCUGGGCUCAGUCUCCUGCGGGGCCGGAGUGGUGGCAGCUGGACGAAGCAAGUCACCUGCAGGUAUUAUCUGCAUGGGCUUUGCAAGGAGGGGGAGAACUGUCGUUACUCUCAUGACCUCUCGGGCCGGCAGGUGGCCAGGGAGGGCCCUGGUCCUGCAGACCCAGGCCCUAGCACGGCUGCGCAAGCUGAGACCCUGCCUCAGGAAGUGGCGGAAGCCCCUCCCGCUGCAUCCUCUUGCUCCUUGCCUGUGAUUGGCUUGGCUGCUGAAGGGGGUUCCUUUGAAGCUGGGAGAGACAAUGCAGGCCUUGAAGCUGCUGGAGGAGCAGGUGCAGAAGGCUGGGAGAAUGCCAUUGAGUUUGUUCCUGGGCAACCCUACCGGGGCCGCAUGUUCCCUAUUGUUCCCAGCGCUCCUCCACAGAGCUCAGUGACUGAGAGGGAACAGAUUGCAGUGGGCAGGGGGCCGCCGCUUUGCCGGGAUGCUGCAAUGGGGCAGUGCUUUCGUGGGGAGAGCUGCAUGUAUCUCCAUGGAGAGAUAUGCGAUAUGUGUGGGCGUCAGGUCUUGCACCCUCUGGAUCCUGUGCAGAGGGAAGACCAUAUAAAGGCUUGCAUUGAAGCACACGAGGAGGAUAUGGAACUCUCGUUUGCAGUGCAGCGAAGUAUGGACAAAGUGUGUGGCAUCUGCAUGGAGGUUGUCUAUGAGAAAGCCAACCCCAGUGAUUGCCGCUUUGGCAUCCUCUCCAACUGCAACCACACCUACUGUCUUAAGUGUAUCCGCAGGUGGAGGACUGACAAACAGUUUGGCAACAGGAUCGUCAAGUCCUGUCCACAGUGCAGGGUCACCUCCAACUUUGUCAUUCCCAGUGAGUUCUGGGUGGAGGAGGAGGAAGAGAAGCAGAAACUUAUUCAGCAGUACAAGGAGGCAAUGAGCAACAAGACUUGCAGGUAUUUUGCUGAAAGCAGGGGUUUCUGCCCAUUUGGAGAGAACUGUUUUUACAAGCACGCAGACCCUGAGGGCCCAGGAGAGGAUCCUCAGAGGCAGGGUGCUGGGGAAUCCGGUGCUCACUGCAGUCAACUUUUGGAGCCUACUCAGGUGGGAGAGGGUGAGAUGCCCUUUAAAAGCGGUAAAAAAGAGCUUGUCAUGCUUCGGCUGGCCAAUCUGUUGUUUAAGUGUUUUCUUUCACUGGCAGAUGAUGAGCUUUCUUUCUCAGAGGACCAGUGGGACUUGCUUCAUUAUGAGCUGGAAAAUUUUUUUCAGUUUGAAUCUGUGGCAUUAUGCUGUGGCAUGUGGUCUGGUGUGCUAAGGCUCUGCCAUCCGCUGUUGCUUGUUUUCUGUUUGUAGUCACAUCUGUCAUUCAUAGAGGCUAUAGAAGCCAUUUUUAUAAAGCAUCCAUCUCUGUUUUCUUGUCCAUCCCCAUUUCAAGGUUAUGGUGCUUUACUGUGGUGAACUGUAACAAAAAGUCCUUAAAGUUAUUGUUUGAUGCAAUGAAUAUUACUGUAGUUUAUGGUUUAUUUUGUCAUCUCUGUUUUCAACAGGAUUGACUCAGUUCUAGUCUAGUGUUUACAGAAUUUCCACACUCAUUUUGAAGUCCCUCAAGAAUAAAUGUGACAGGGUGAAGGGAGAAGUCUUAACUGAACAAGGAGCUUUUUUGCUACUACAGCCUUAAGAAAUGGACCCUCGCAGGGCCUUUGUGGUACAACUGCUCAUCUUUGUUGUUUACAUGUCUGUUCCUUCCCUCAUUCCCCUUCAAGUGCACUCUUGAA
Messenger RNA from Neogale vison (American mink), 1959 nucleotides. It is a transcript of the gene MKRN3, whose product is annotated as makorin ring finger protein 3. The record is from RefSeq and is a predicted model, not a curated record. Lineage: Eukaryota; Metazoa; Chordata; Mammalia; Carnivora; Mustelidae. Gene Ontology annotation, molecular function: metal ion binding; ubiquitin protein ligase activity. Gene Ontology annotation, biological process: protein polyubiquitination. The transcript has a single exon. The coding region runs from base 8 to 1537 and encodes 509 amino acids.